GGUGCGGUGCAGCCGCGGAUGGAUGCUGCGGGAAGGGGCUGCCAUUUGCUGCCCCUGCCAGCGGCGCGCGGACCUGCCCGCGCUCCCGCCGCCUCCAGCGCCCUCAGCCCGCCCGGCCUCUGCAGCGGCACCGCCUCGGCUCACUCCGCGGCCGCCGGAGCGGUCGCCAUGAACCCCAGCUCCUCCGCGGGAGAGGAGAAAGGGGCGACGGGCGGUAGCAGCAGCAGCGGAAGCGGCGCCGGGAGCUGCUGCCUGGGCGCCGAGGGCGGCGCGGACCCGCGGGGCGCAGGGGCAGCGGCGGCUGCUGCCCUGGAGGAGCCCGCUGCCGCCGGACAGAAAGAGAAGGAAGAGGCGCUGGAGGAGAAGCUGAGGGACUUAACUUUCCGGAAGCAGGUCUCUUACAGGAAAGCCAUCUCCCGGACAGGCCUCCAGCAUCUGGCUCCUGCACAUCCUCUUGGCCUUCCUGUGGCAAAUGGUCCAGCGAAGGAGCCCAGAGCAACUCUGGACUGGAGCGAGAAUGCUGUGAAUGGGGAACACCUUUGGCUGGAGACCAACGUCUCAGGUGACCUCUGCUACCUGGGAGAGGAGAACUGCCAAGUCCGAUUUGCAAAAUCCGCUCUCAGGAGGAAGUGUGCGGUCUGCAAAAUCGUGGUGCACACAGCCUGCAUUGAGCAGCUCGAGAAGAUUAAUUUCAGAUGUAAACCAACAUUCCGGGAAGGAGGCUCCAGAUCACCAAGAGAAAACUUUGUGCGUCACCACUGGGUUCACAGGCGGCGGCAGGAGGGAAAAUGUAAGCAGUGUGGUAAGGGCUUCCAGCAAAAGUUCUCCUUCCACAGUAAAGAGAUUGUGGCCAUCAGCUGCUCUUGGUGCAAGCAGGCGUUUCACAAUAAGGUGACCUGCUUCAUGCUGCAUCAUAUUGAGGAACCCUGCUCCCUGGGGGCUCAUGCUGCUGUUAUUGUCCCACCUACCUGGAUCAUUAAGGUGAAGAAACCUCAGGUGAUCUCUAUACCAGGAGAUGAACUUGAACUUGGUUGGGCGGGAGACGGACCUGGUUGGGCGGGAGACUGGAGCCCCUCAGAGAAUUUGGGAUUCUUCCAUUUUUACUGGGAGGGUUGGCAGAACUCCCUGAAGGCUUCCAAUCGGAAGAAGAAAAGAACAAGUUUUAAAAGGAAAGCCAGUAAAAGAGGAACUGAGCAGGAAAACAAAGGGCGUCCUUUUGUGAUCAAGCCCAUCUCCUCUCCUCUCAUGAAGCCUUUGCUUGUCUUUGUGAACCCAAAGAGUGGGGGCAACCAGGGAACCAAAGUCCUCCAGAUGUUCAUGUGGUACCUGAAUCCACGGCAAGUCUUCGAUCUUUCUCAGGAAGGGCCAAAAGAUGCGCUGGAGUUGUACAGGAAGGUACCAAAUCUGCGCAUUCUGGCCUGUGGUGGGGAUGGAACGGUGGGCUGGAUCCUCUCCAUCCUGGACGAGCUGCAGCUGAGCCCACAGCCUCCUGUCGGGGUGCUUCCACUGGGGACUGGGAAUGACCUGGCCCGGACGCUCAACUGGGGAGGGGGCUACACUGAUGAGCCUGUUUCUAAGAUCCUGUGCCAGGUAGAAGAUGGGACCAUUGUACAGUUGGAUCGCUGGAACCUCCACGUGGAGAGAAACCCAGAUUUGCCACCCGAAGAGCUUGAAGAUGGCGUGUGUAAGCUUCCUCUGAAUGUCUUCAAUAAUUACUUCAGCCUUGGAUUUGAUGCUCACGUCACACUGGAGUUCCAUGAAUCCCGAGAAGCAAAUCCAGAGAAAUUUAAUAGUCGUUUUCGAAAUAAAAUGUUCUAUGCAGGGGCAGCCUUUUCUGAUUUCCUACAAAGAAGUUCUAGAGAUCUGUCCAAACACGUCAAAGUUGUUUGUGAUGGAACAGAUCUCACCCCAAAGAUUCAGGACCUGAAGUUCCAGUGUAUAGUAUUUUUAAAUAUUCCCAGAUAUUGUGCUGGCACAAUGCCUUGGGGAAACCCUGGAGAUCACCAUGACUUUGAACCCCAGCGUCAUGAUGAUGGCUACAUUGAAGUAAUUGGGUUCACCAUGGCCUCUUUGGCUGCUCUGCAAGUCGGGGGCCACGGAGAAAGGCUGCACCAGUGUCGGGAAGUGAUGCUUCUGACUUACAAGUCCAUCCCCAUGCAAGUGGAUGGGGAGCCGUGUAGGUUGGCACCCGCUAUGAUUCGGAUCUCCUUGAGGAAUCAGGCCAACAUGGUACAGAAGAGCAAGCGGAGAACCUCCAUGCCUUUGCUCAAUGACAUCCAUCAGGUGCAAGCUGCGGACCUGCGGCGAGUGUCUGCUCCCCCCGGCUCCUUCACCAUUCCCCAGUCUGUCCCUGAUCGCCUGAGGAUCCGCGUAAACAAAAUCAGUUUACAAGACUAUGAAGGACUCCACUAUGACAAAGAGAAACUCCGGGAAGCUUCCAUCCCACUGGGUAUUCUAGUUGUUCGUGGAGACUGUGAUUUGGAGACUUGCCGUAUGUACAUAGACCGCCUACAGGAGGACCUGCACUCAGUUUCUUCUGGGUCACAGAGAGUUCAUUACCAGGACCAAGAAACCUCCUUCCCCAGGGCGCUCUCAGCUCAGAGGCUGUCCCCUCGGUGGUGCUUCCUAGAUGCAACUUCUGCUGACCGCUUUUAUCGAAUAGACAGAUCUCAGGAACAUUUGCACUUUGUGAUGGAGAUUUCUCAUGAUGAGAUUUUUAUUCUGGACCCAGAUAUGGUGGUGUCACAGCAGACAGGGACACCUCCAGGAAUGCCUGACCUGGUGGUUGAACAGGCUUCGGGGCUGUCUGACUGGUGGAACCCUGCCCUGAGGAAACGUAUGCUGAGCGACAGUGGGCUGGGGAUGAUCACGCCCCACUACGAGGAUUCAGAUAUGAAAGAUUUCAGCCACUCCAGAGGGUUACAGUCACCAGUCUCUUCAGAAGAUCAUGCAAUUUUGCAGGCAGUAAUAACUGGUGACCUUAUGAAGCUCAUAGAAAGCUAUAAGAAUGGAGGCAGCUUGCUAAUUCAGGGGCCAGACCACUGUUCACUCCUUCACUAUGCAGCUAAAACUGGCAAUGGGGAGAUUGUGAAGUACAUCCUCGACCAUGGACCUGCAGAACUAUUGGAUAUGGCAGACAGUGAAACGGGAGAGACUGCACUGCACAAGGCCGCCUGCCAACGGAACCGGGCUGUGUGCCAGCUUCUGGUGGACGCAGGAGCAUCUCUGAGACAGACAGACUCCAAGGGAAAGACUCCUCAAGAACGAGCACAGCAAGCUGGGGACCCAGAUUUAGCUGCUUACCUAGAAAGCCGACAGAACUAUAAGGUCAUUGGCCAUGAGGACCUGGAAACUGCUGUUUGACCCUGGUAGAAAGGCAAAAAGAACUCAAGCAAGUUGUGCCCUCCCGGCCACCGGCAGCUCCCCUGGAAGAAGCUGAUGGAAUCCAUAGACGCCUCUCUCCUGCAAGGAUCUGACUGAGACCAUGCUCCCAGGUUUCAAGGGCUGCAGGGAUGUACAACAGGACAUGAUAGCCCAUGGAGAAGGAGGCAGGCUACCUGGAGAUUUGUGGAGUACACAUUCCACAAAAUUUGAUCCUUAUCGCUUCCAGCAAGUAGCAUGAACUUCUGUUUUCACCAGUCUAAUUUAUUUUAAAGAUUCUGAGGAUGUUCACACAAAUGGCACUGCUCCCUCCUCCCUCUCUAUGCAUUCAUCUUUCCCCUGCACCACAUAAUUCUACUGUAAUCACCCAUCGACUUAGAAAAUAUGCUAUCUCUUCUCUUUAUUUUCAGUCUUCCAACCACAAAAUUGUCUGAAGGUCUUUGAAACUCUCCUGGAUGUAUUACAGAAAUGUAUCUGUAAAACCACUUCCAUUUGCAGACUAAAUAUACCAUGGCUAGUUAGUGGCUUUGCAUGUCCCCUUCUGGUUUCAUGACACAGGAGCUGGGAAGUGCCACAGGGCUAAUGCCAACUUGUGUGCUCUGUCUCUGAGGUUAUGGGAGCUGUCUGUGCUUGAUGUACUUUGCAGAGGUUAUCUAAGGGUCAGACCAGGCAGCUGGGUUAUUGGUGAUAGGAGGACUGGUUCGGCUUGGGCCAUUUGUACAGCUCCGUACUGCCUGUGUGCAGCCAUUUUUGCCUUCUGCUGCAGUGGAGAUGAGCCAAGGAGUCAUAGCUAUUUUAUAGAGCCAUGUGAUUCUGAGUGCUGUUUCAGUGACAGGGUUAGACGUAUCUGGGGCAGUGGUGAUAGGAUAUGGAGCACUCAAAUGUUUAACCCUAAGCUUUGUAAAGUGAUAAUAGAAAGCAGUCUAAUUGACUUGAAAAAAAGAGCAAAAAAUCAAAGUAGCAAUGUAUGUUACAAUAAUAUGCUUCAAUAGUAAAAUAGCCUUUGGCAUUUUGGGCUGAGACUAAUAACUACAGGCUCAUGGAUUCAGUGGUGAAAGGGGGUUUAUGUGUAUUUUUCUAAGAGUUCAGUUUUCAUGAUGUCAAAGAAGGCUUGGCACAAGGACAAAGCCUCAUUUCACCAGUUCCAUGGUCAGACUCUCAGGAUGCCUGGCACUUCUUGGUCUGUGCUUCACCUAUGACUUUUCAGUUCUGAGAUCAUGUCUGAUCACCCAUUUUCCAUGUACUGGGGGAGUCAAUUUUGUUCCUCUCCUUACUUUAUUUUCCCCUGUCACAAACUUCUUAAUAUAAACCACUGUGGCAAAAAUGUUUUAUGAAAUUGUCAUUUCUGUUCAUGCCAUGGAUCAGGUGGGAUCUGGUAAUAGAAGAAGGAAACUUCUGACUUUCUUUUCAAAAUCUCCUUGACUUAGGUGUAGAUCACAAAUAUCAAAGGGGUAUCUGAGAUCUUUUCUUUCUGCUUCCUUCCAUUUUUUUCCCUUGAACACAGCAAAAUGCUCUCUCUGUGUUUCUGCAUGUGACCUUUAACCUCAAAGUCCAAUGAGAACAAUGUAUUUAUCAGAAUCACAUGUUAUCAUUUUGAAAGGCCGGAUAUGAUAUUAAGUGCAAGCAGACUUUGAGCGUGUGGGGAUUUCAUUACCAGAAACUCCCGAUAGUCAUUUCAAGAUUAAACUUGGCAUCAUCUGUAUCAGUGGGAAAAUGAGUUGGCUAAGAGUAAUGUGUUUCUAGGCAUCUAUCUCAGAACUGGAGCUCUUUCUUGGAUUUUACAGGGAGGGAGAACAGAGGGUCUGGACUAGAUCAUUUCCAGGAGCUGAAGUCACUGGGUUUCUGUUAGGAGGUUUUCAGUUGUUGGGGCUGUCAAAGAAAUAUUGUGAUGACAAAUAUAAUCCUUAGAAUGGACUGGAACCUGGCUUUGAACAGAGCCUUCCAUACCCUAGAUUGAGCCAAACAUUUGGCCAAGCAGUUGGUUAUCCAGCUGGCCACUUCUGAGAUGCAGGACAUAUUUUCAUCAACCACCAUGUCAUAUUUCUCUAGGCUUCAAAACAGCCCAGAGAAAAUUUAAGAUGGAGGUGGCUAUGGGCCAGCUCCAAUAACUCCAACUAAGACAUAAAUUAAUCCCUGGCAUGAAAGUAGAUACUGUACUAACUACUUAAAGGGUCCAGUGCCUGUAAAAUUUUCCCCUUCCCCACAAAAAAAAUUAGAUUCUACAUUAUUGUUGAGGAACAAUAUACAUAAUCAAUCUGUAGAAAAAUAGCACCUCUAAGACAUGGGGGAU
Messenger RNA from Meriones unguiculatus (Mongolian gerbil), 5671 nucleotides. It is a transcript of the gene Dgki, whose product is annotated as diacylglycerol kinase iota. Gene Ontology annotation, cellular component: nucleus. The transcript is spliced from 35 exons. Bases 19 to 3363 code for a protein of 1114 amino acids. Gene Ontology annotation, molecular function: ATP-dependent diacylglycerol kinase activity; protein binding. The record is from RefSeq and is a predicted model, not a curated record. Gene Ontology annotation, biological process: diacylglycerol metabolic process; regulation of synaptic transmission, glutamatergic; intracellular signal transduction. Lineage: Eukaryota; Metazoa; Chordata; Mammalia; Rodentia; Muridae.